CUCACUUCAAGCGUAUUCGUCCGCCUACCGCCUACGACAACCACCACCACUCUACAUCUACUACAUCAGCAAUGGCCCGCACCAAGCAGACUGCUCGCAAGUCGACUGGUGGCAAGGCGCCCCGUAAGCAGCUCGCUGCCAAGUCUUCUGCUCGCAAGACCGCCGCUCCCGCUACCGGUGGUGUGAAGAAGCCUCAUCGUUUCCGCCCCGGCACGGUUGCUCUUCGUGAGAUCCGUCGGUACCAGAAGUCGACGGAGCUGCUUAUCCGCAAGCUUCCCUUCCAACGUCUUGUUCGUGAAAUCGCUCAGGACUUCAAGACCGACCUGCGUUUCCAGUCGUCGGCUGUCAUGGCACUUCAGGAGGCCGCUGAGGCAUACCUCGUCUCGCUGUUCGAGGACACGAACCUGGCCGCUAUCCACGCCAAGCGCGUGACCAUCCAGCCCAAAGACCUCGCUCUCGCCCGUCGGCUGCGCGGCGAGCGCUCGUAGAUUGUUUUAAUAACGUAGUCUGCUCUGCAUUGGCGUUUCUACUCCGGGGAUCGAUCGUUCUUACUCUAUUGUAUUCCUAGUGUAUACCUUUAUAUAUUUCUCUCUUGACUAAAGUCAUAAACUCCGAGUGUG
This is a messenger RNA of Coniophora puteana RWD-64-598 SS2, 620 nucleotides long. RefSeq names its product histone-like type 2. The transcript is spliced from 3 exons. Gene Ontology annotation, cellular component: nucleosome. The record is from RefSeq and is a predicted model, not a curated record. Bases 72 to 488 code for a protein of 138 amino acids. Lineage: Eukaryota; Fungi; Basidiomycota; Agaricomycetes; Boletales; Coniophoraceae. Gene Ontology annotation, molecular function: protein heterodimerization activity; structural constituent of chromatin; DNA binding.